CGAAGCCUCAGUAGAUCUAUCAUAACCCAACCUUUUUGUUUCGACGCUGAAACAAAAGAGUAUUUUCUAYAACCAUGGUGAAAUUCACGUCUGGAGCUCUUUCGGCAUGCCUCUUGGCGACAGGAGCCACCGCCUUCGCUCCGAAAUCGUUUUCYGGAAAGCAUGCGUCCUCUUUGUCGAUGGUACGUUGGCGUUGAGAAAUACAGUAAUAGAAUUCCGGAUAUCUUCUAUUUUGGUAUGCUCGUCUCAAUUCAUAUCAUGGUGAAGGAACUUUUCCCAUUUAUGAGUGACUAUGUCCUUUCUCUGCAUUCACCAACAUUUCAUUUCGACUUUUCGCUUCAAUUUCUUGGUAUUAUUCGGUGUCAUGCAUGGUAUUCAUUUCCCUUUUUGCAUCCUGUAGUCCACCAACACGGCUCCUAAUUCCUCGGAUGUAUUGUGGACUCCCUCGUGGAAAUCGGGAGAGAGAGAYGAGGUAUAUGGAGAAAUCGGCAAAUACUGCGAGGACCUCAGCUUCGUCACCAGACGUAAAACCCGUACYGUUCACUGCGGGCCCAUCAAAUUCGGAUCUGAACACCCAAUCGUCAGACAAACGAUGGCAACUACCAACACCGCGGACGUUGAUGCCACCAUCGAACAAGUAAUGAGAUGUGCCGACGAAGGUUUCGACUUGGUGCGAAUCACCGUUCAGGGUAGAAGAGAGGCCGAUGCAGCGGCUAAGAUCCGUGAGGGUUUGUUCAAAAAGGGUUACGACAUUCCUCUUUGUGCCGACAUGCACUUUCAGCCAAAGGUUGCCUUAAUGGUUGCAGAUUGCUUGGAAAAGAUCCGAAUCAACCCCGGAAACUUUGCUGAUGGACGCAAGGACUUCGAAGAAAAGAUUUAUGAAACCGAAGAAGAUUACAUCAGCGAACGACAAUAUUUGUUGGAUGCCAUGUACCCGUUGGUGGAACGGUGCAAAGAGUUGAAUCGUUGUAUGAGAAUCGGUACUAACCACGGUUCUCUGUCGUCCCGAGUCCUUUCAUUUUACGGAGACACACCUCGUGGUAUGGUCGAAUCUGCUUUGGAAUUUGCUGAUAUCUGCAGAAGUCAAGACUACCACAACUUCGUUUUCUCGAUGAAGGCCAGUAACCCAUUGGUCAUGGUUCAGUCGUACCGUUUGUUGGCUGCGGAGCAAUAUCGUAUGGGAUGGGAYUAUCCUCUGCACUUGGGUGUCACUGAAGCAGGAGAAGGUGAAGAYGGACGAAUGAAAUCUGCCGUGGGUAUCGGAACUCUCCUUGCCGAUGGUUUGGGAGACACCAUUCGAGUAUCCUUGACGGAGGAUCCAGAGUUCGAAUUCGAACCUUGCAAUCGCUUGGCAGAAAUUGCCGAAUCACGAUUGGCCAUCAAUGAAGAUGCYAGAGAGCGUCAGGCUGCCGUGAAGCCCUACAAGGACACGCGAGAUGUUACCUCCUACCAACGUCGAACCGGAAGUUUGCCAGAACAAAAGGAAGGCGAUGUUGUCGAUGCACGUGGAUUCUUGCAYAGAGAUGGUUCCGUUUUGUCGGUAGUUACUCCCGAAAUGCUUUCGAAGGAAAACGUUCAGUAUCUAUACCAAGAACUCGGUUGCAAGACCGCGGUUGGUAUGCCCUUUAAGGAUAUCGCCACAUCCGAUUCCAUCUACAUGCCAACCAUUCCUCCGUCCAGCGAUACAGACGCCAGAACUGCUCUUCGACGUCUGAUUGAGGUCAGCAUGGGUGUCAUUGUCCCYGCUGAGGAAUUGGAGAAAGACCCUCUCCCCAAUGCAGUAGCCCUUGUCAGUCUMAAGGACGCUAUCGCCAAUGAUGGAAAGGUAAGGACKGAACAUCGUAUGAUUGUAUCUUAUCGAUUCUGUUGUGAUAGCGAACUAAUUGUAUUUCYCUAUGAUUCAUUCUUUUUUGAACGACUCGAUACCGUUCUCGGCACAGCUUCCAGAAGGUGCCAUCCGUUUGGCUCUUGCCCUCGACGGAGAUGAAACUGACGAAGAGAUCUUGAAGGUCAAAGAUUUGGAGCCUAUCAUGUGCAUCCUGAAACCCAAGAAGGGAAUUAGUCACUUGCAUUCMUCUCGUCGUGUUUUCGAAAUUUUCAACGAUAACGAGAUUGAGACGUCUGUAGUCCACCAUUUCACUACCGACACAGAUGAMUCGAACGAAUUAGCGCUGCAAAUUGGAACACAAAUUGGUUCUCUACUCACUGAUGGAAAUGGUGACGGUAUUAUGGUUGAGCAAGUUGGAGAGAAAACUCCAUUUUCGGUCGACUUCCUUCGAAAGACAUCAUUUUCUCUUCUGCAGGGAGCACGUUUGCGAAACACGAAAACUGAAUUCGUGUCGUGCCCGUCGUGUGGACGAACCUUGUUCGAUCUCCAAGAGACAACUGCUAAUAUCCAAGAAGCCACGGGACACUUGCCUGGUGUAACCAUCGCGGUUAUGGGAUGUAUUGUCAACGGACCUGGUGAGAUGGCCGAUGCCGAUUUCGGAUACGUAGGAACCCUUCCAGGAAAGGUCGACUUGUAUUACGGAAAAGAGGUUGUAAGAAAGGGUAUCCCCAAUGAYGACGCUGUUGAUGCGCUCGUUGACCUUAUCAAGGAAUAUGAUAUGUGGAAAGACAAGGACGAGGAAGAGGAGACGGAAGAAGCCGAAGCUGUCACAGCAUGAAUCAAGUUUUAAUUGAAAAGCGCAAAUUUUAARCAAAAU
Pseudo-nitzschia multistriata is the source of this 2705-nucleotide messenger RNA. The record is from the annotation of a GenBank genome assembly. Lineage: Eukaryota; Bacillariophyta; Bacillariophyceae; Bacillariales; Bacillariaceae.